GGGGGGGGGCACCCUUGUCUUCUCCCAAUCCCACCCAAUCUCUCCCUGAUCUUCAAGAGGAAACAAGAUUUCAAGUAGUGUACCUCAAUCUGACUUCAAUGUUACUCGGAAUGACUAAUAUCUCUAAAAGAGAUACAUCAUGCCGUUGCAGAUAGUUCAUCGCUCACAUGAUGUGUGGGGAGGCGAGGAAGGACUUGAAGAAGCAAGAGAAGAAAAAGCUGAGAAAAGAGAAGCACAAAAGCAAAGAAAAUUUGACAAGAAAGUUAAAGAGCUUCGCCGUGCUGUUAGAACAAGUACUUGGAAGAAAGAUACUAGUCGGCAUCAGCAUGAAUUUGCUGAAAGUGAGGUUUAUAAUGAGGAAACUGAUGAAUGGACAAAGACAUGCAAGACAUGUGGCCAUCAACUGACAUAUGAAAAAAUGUAACACAAAAUAACUACAUUUAUUUUGAAACUUGUACAUACAUGUAUAAUGUUCUACAGCUGUAUUACAUAGUAACUGUAACAAUUUAUUUACAUGACAGAGACCCUAGCAACUGACAAGAUGCCCUUAAUACCCAUUAAACAUUGUACAGUAACUUCCAUUUCUCUCAAGUCUUCUCAGUGCAUAUUUUAAAUUAAAAUGAAUGAGACUAGACCAUUUCCUCUUUUUAGUUCAGAGUUCAUACAGCCAUUUUUUCCUCUCAUCCUUUUUUCUGCUUCUUACUCAGUGGACUGUGUAAAAAUAGGAACUGCUCUAAUUCAGGAACAAAGCUGCCUAAGUUAUGUCAUCUUCUCAAGGUGAUCCUUUACUAAACUGACGAUACUUGUGACUUCAGCCAUGGCUCCAACACCUUAAAAUAUGGAAAAUAGAUUUGAAUAAAAUUUGAAAUAAAAAUAAUUUUUAUUUUGAAGCUUUUCUGUAGUGUGUAAUGCUUUUCUAAUAUUCUGAGACAGAACAAGUCCACAUGUUAAACACUGUAAGUUAAUAUGUCUUUGAGAAGUUUCACUAAAUUUCUGAUCUGACGGCCAAAACUGCAAAGUAGGCAGCUAACAAAAGUGCAUCUUUUAAUACAAUGGUAUUAAUUUCAGAGAAAGUAAAUUUGCUUCACACUAUUAGGCACUGGGUCUUGUAAUCGUC
Messenger RNA from Orbicella faveolata, 1117 nucleotides. RefSeq names its product DNA repair protein complementing XP-A cells-like. Lineage: Eukaryota; Metazoa; Cnidaria; Anthozoa; Scleractinia; Merulinidae. Gene Ontology annotation, biological process: nucleotide-excision repair involved in interstrand cross-link repair; UV-damage excision repair; base-excision repair. The record is from RefSeq and is a predicted model, not a curated record. Gene Ontology annotation, molecular function: damaged DNA binding. Gene Ontology annotation, cellular component: nucleotide-excision repair factor 1 complex.